Uranotaenia lowii is the source of this 849-nucleotide messenger RNA. RefSeq lists its product as uncharacterized. The transcript has a single exon. Gene Ontology annotation, molecular function: odorant binding. Lineage: Eukaryota; Metazoa; Arthropoda; Insecta; Diptera; Culicidae. The record is from RefSeq and is a predicted model, not a curated record. Gene Ontology annotation, biological process: sensory perception of smell. Bases 1 to 849 code for a protein of 282 amino acids.
AUGCAGCUGUCGAUAGUUUUGCUAGGUGUAUUGCACGCCGUAGCCGGUGCGCAGUUUUGGAGAUCACCAUUCUAUCGGUCGUUCGAGGAAUCCCUCUCGGAAUGUGCGAACUAUUUCAAAAUAUCGAAUAGUACCGCAAAUCGAUACAUUCAAAAUGGGUUUCCGAACGAGCAAAGCGUUAAACAGCUAAUUCACUGCGUCUUGCUCGAUUUGCAAGCUUGGGAUACGGAACAAGGGGUCAUUGGCCGCCAGCUCAUUGCCGCUUUAAGUGGUAUUCAGUUCGACGAAGAAAGUGAACGCCACAUCCAGUGCUGUCUACAAAAUUCUCGGGUCGAUGAGCUGAAAGAUCAAGUUCUCGAACGAGCGUAUCGUUCAUUUGUGUGUUACCACAAUGUUUACGGGCAUUCUGGAAGCAGCAGCCAACAGUAUCUUCGCUACACCGACGACAUCCGGAAAAAGUUCAUGCGUGAAGCCAUCCUAAUCCAAAAUGUACCAUAUCGCACGUUGUUGGAAUUCAGCAAGGAUAAUGUUGAGACUCAACCGGAAUGGCCGAGCGUUUCUCUAACGUACGUUCUCAGAGUAGGAUUCUAUAGCCGUGAGCAGGGUUACGACUUCGAACAUCUCUACACUCAAUUCGGAGCACCGGAGUUGCUCGGUAACGAAGUGAGAUUGUGUCAGGAUAGAGUACGAGCCCAGUAUUGCGAGGAGCCCCAACGAUUGAUUCAAACAUUCAGACAGUGUGUCAGACCCUACGUAACGACACUGAAAAUAGUUUCAAUCAACACUGAAAAUAGUUUCACAACAAGUCAAAGAAGAAGAAGACAUGUGUCGUUACUAGAAUUCGUGUGA